This is a messenger RNA of Monomorium pharaonis (pharaoh ant), 2780 nucleotides long. It is a transcript of the gene Gs2, whose product is annotated as glutamine synthetase 2 cytoplasmic. Gene Ontology annotation, molecular function: glutamine synthetase activity. The record is from RefSeq and is a predicted model, not a curated record. Gene Ontology annotation, cellular component: cytoplasm. Lineage: Eukaryota; Metazoa; Arthropoda; Insecta; Hymenoptera; Formicidae. The coding region runs from base 131 to 1345 and encodes 404 amino acids. The transcript has 4 exons.
CUCCCACGUGGUGUUACUCUAUUUUCAUUUUCCUCUUUCUCUUGUCUCUCCCGUGACUUCUUUUGAAACGCACAAAAGACCAAGAUCGAGAUCUCUCGACCGUGAACCUUCAAGACGAAAUUCCGCAACGAUGACAACCAACGUCUUCGUCAGGAUUUGCGGGCCGAGGCUCUUGCGCGCCGCGAUGACAGAGCAAAAAUCAUGGGUCGUCGUCGGCAGGUGUCUUAGUACCACUAUGUCGCGCAGUAUGCUGAAGGAUUCGCCGAAUGCGGCGUUGGAUAAAACUCUAUUGAAAAAAUAUCUGGAUCUGCCUCAACCGGAGAAUGCGGUCCAAGCGAAGUACAUCUGGAUCGACGGCACUGGCGAAGGAUUACGUAGCAAGACCAGGACCCUGAGCUUUGUACCGAAACAUCCUUCUGACCUGCCAACGUGGACUUACGACGGCAGCUCGACGUACCAGGCCGAAGGUGCCAACAGUGAUAUAUUCCUCUAUCCAGUGGCGAUCUAUAACGAUCCUUUCCGUCGUGGCAACAACAAGCUCGUACUCUGUGACACCUACAACAGCGAUAAGACGCCAACGAAAUCGAACAAACGGUACCGCGCAAACCAGGCGAUGGAGACUAUCAAGGACCAAGAACCCUGGUUCGGUAUCGAGCAAGAGUAUACUCUUUUGGACUUCGAUGGUAGGCCGCUCGGUUGGCCCAAGAACGGCUUCCCGGGUCCACAAGGUCCUUAUUACUGCGGCGUUGGCGCCGACAAGGUAAUCGGCCGCGAAAUCGUUGAGGCUCACUACAGGGCUUGCCUCUAUGCCGGCGUGAAGCUCGCGGGAACCAACGCUGAGGUGAUGCCUUCGCAAUGGGAGUUCCAGGUGGGACCGUGCGCGGGCAUCAACGCUGGGGACGACUUGUGGAUUGCUCGAUUCAUUUUGCACCGCGUCGCCGAGGAAUACGGCGUGAUCGUCAGCCUGGACCCGAAACCGGUGGACGGCUCGUGGAACGGCGCCGGUGCCCACACCAACUUCUCAACGAAGCCGAUGCGUAACGAGAACGGUAUCGCCGAAAUCGAGAAGGCGAUCGACAAGCUCAGCAAGCAGCACCUCAGGCACAUCCAGGCGUACGAUCCGCGCGGAGGGAAGGACAACGAGCGCAGGCUGACCGGGAAAUGCGAGACCAGCAACAUCCAUGACUUCAGCGCCGGAGUGGCGAACCGAAACGUCAGCAUCCGCAUUCCACGCGGCGUCGCCGAAGAGAAGAAGGGCUACCUGGAGGACAGGAGGCCCAGCAGCAACUGCGAUCCCUACGCCGUCUGCGACGCCCUGGUUCGUACCUGCGUGCUCAACGAGUAAUGAAGCCACGCGCGGCGACGAAAACGCGUAUGGAAGACACAUCGGACCGACACGCACACACACCCACAUUACACCUGGAGCGUACAAUUAUCUUGUAGUGCAUAAAUUCCUGUCCGUUUCCCUAAUUGGAACGGCGAUUAAUUUUGAAUCUACCAGGAAAGUAACGAAAUUGGAGUAUUUAGCAUCUUAAAUGAUAUUCGAAACAUUUAAUUGCAAAAGGUGCUACAAAAAUUUGUCCUUAAGGUAAUUAAAAUGAUCAGGUAGGGUAUUGCCGAAAGAGAAUCGUUUUGAUGGUAUUGCAAGAUUGUUCCGAUUCUCUUUCACUGUUACAGAUAAGGUAUUAUUGUUUAGAGAAAACUCAUUAAUUUGUAAUCAAUUUAUUUGGAUUGUUGACUCGGCCGUAUUUAUAGUCAGGAUAUAAAUAUUAAGUAUAAUUCUAAGAUGAGCUUGUAAUUAUAAGUGCGAGGCAUAUGUUACUGUUCAAGUUAUCGCGCAAAAUUCCUUCCUAAAGCUCGUCUUUUUAUAGAUUUUAUAAUAUAUUAUACCAUUUUAGAAAGCAGCAUAAGGACAAAUAAGGAGAAUGGAAAAGUUUAUAACUGUGCGUUGUUUGAAAGUAUAGGAUAAAGAACAAGAUACAAUGUAAAAACAAAAUCACAAUAUAAACGCAAGUAGGCGAGUUUACUAGGAAAGUUUAUAAGACGUUAAUCAUACGUGCUCUUUUGUUAUUGUACGUACAAAAUUCUUCAAUAAUAGAAAAAAAUCAUAAAACUAACAAUAGAGCCUACUUGUUUAGAAAAUUUUAUUGUGAAGUUCUCUAACGCGUAUAUAAUUAUUCGAUUUUUUAACAUAUUUUAUAAUAUUCAAUUUUUUAAUAAAGCUUCGUUGUUACUGUUUAGCUUUAUUAUUUACCAACGCUACUUUUUGAUAUUUUUUAUUUUUAAGUUCGAACAGUGAUAUGAGUUCAAAUAGGCGUAGCGUAUACAAAUUCACACACACACACACACACACAUAUACACGCAAAAAAGUAUAUAUAUAUAUAUGUAUACACAUAAUAUAUACAAUAUGCAAUUUGUGUUUGCAAGUUAUAAACAUAGUUGCUUAUAAAUCAUACAUAUACAUCCAAUAUUUUGUAUGUAUUAUAAGCCACUAUGUUUAUAUAACAAGUUAAUGAAAUAAUGCCUUGGCAUGUAUAAUAAUAAGUUAACUCGUUGAAUAUUUUAUAGAUUAGGUGUUUAUGUUAUAUUUUUGCGUAUAAUUUUAUAAGUUGCUGCUAAAUAUAUUGUAAUUAUUAUGUCUUAGCCAAUAGUAUUUAGAAAAUGAAUAAAUGAAAACCGAAUUAUUCUUACUUAUUUGUCCAAAUGAGUACAUUGGGAUAAGCGAAAAUGUUUAAUGUAUGAAAAGUUAUAGAUAAAGAUUUUAAACGUGUUAAAACGUC